AUGGUAGCUGCAACUGGACCACUGGCUGUGGAAAUUGAUUUCCCGAAGACGUGGAGGAAUCAUCGAACGGUCUCCAUCACCCAGCUGGUGCCGGCACCGGUAGGCGAAGACCCGUUCGGCCGUCGUCACCUCAAUCCCGGGAGGGUAAUUGAGGAGGAUGCGGACAAGGACGAGCAGUAUGAAAUCGACAAGAUCCUCGGUAGACGCACCAACUUCAAGCAUGGCCGCCCAAUCUUGGAAUAUUUGAUCAAAUGGAAGGGGUACCGCAAUCAAUGGAAUUCCUACGUCUUGCGGCCGAGUCUCCUCCAGAACGCGUCGGAUCUAGUCUACGAUUACGACACCAAGAACCCGGUUGAUGAUAAAGAGCCUAAACCCAAGAAGCCGAGGAAGGUAAGAAAGGCCUUGGUGGCGGAAGAAGAAUGGGGAAGAAAGUUGAGGAAAUCCCUACGUCUAACUUCGAGUUGA
Molecule: messenger RNA, 465 nt
Organism: Neurospora crassa OR74A
Lineage: Eukaryota; Fungi; Ascomycota; Sordariomycetes; Sordariales; Sordariaceae
Exons: 1
Coding region: 1-465 (154 amino acids)
Source: RefSeq, a predicted model, not a curated record